GUGGGCGAAAACAGGCGAAAAUGGCGACGUUGCGGGCAGCAACAGGUGACAUCAGGUCACAAAAAGUGAUACGCGUCCCAGAGUUAAUCUGUCAAAACGACGCGUUAACUGCACUUUAAAUUUAACACGCAUGUGUAAUACAAUAUAAAACUACCGAUUUAGUUAUCUUCUCGAAAGUUGUUGAAACAAGUUACAUUAUAUAGUUGACAGUUUAUAAGGACAGUGAUUGCUAUCAAUGGAAACUGGUUUUAAAACUAACUUGAAGUUGGUCUAAUGAUAAAUAUCUUUGGUGCCAAUAAUGACAAGUUCAUACACUGAUAUCAAUUUUUAGGUGGACCUAUAUCAUGUCUUGUCGAUAAUUCAGAAUAACUAAGGAAAAUACUUAUAAGAAGGGGAGUAAAUAAGUGAUAUAUGUGAAACUGCAUUUGUUUACUCUGUGGACAAGCAAGUUUUACUAACAUUAACUGUGUAGCGAGCUUUAAUCCAACCCUUGACCAAUAGUUUCAUGUAAGAAGUGAAGAUGAGCGAACGAUCGGUUCCUGCAAUGGGUGCUGUAAGCGCAAUUGUCACGGGACAAUCGGCUGUACCUCCACCUGGGAUGGAAACCAUUGUUGCGAUUGCUCUUGGUGCUCUUGCUGCAGUAUUCCUUGGUGCACUUUUAGUGCUUUUAGUAAUCUGUCGCAAACAACGCUGUUACUAUAAAACAGAUUCUCCUGAUUCCAGUUCCGAUCUUUUGGUAAAAGAUGAAAUAGGUCCUGGAUUAGGUCUUGAUGUUUGGGAAGGUGAAGAAUGGCUCGCUGGUGCAGAAAGAUGGGUAGAUGAUGCAACUGGUUUGGCUCCACCGUGUAUAGCAGUACUCCGAUCCUGUCACUCAUUAGCAGCAAGUCUUACUGCUAUAGCAGGGACGGUUAACAGUAAUUCAAUACCAUUAGAAAUUGUUGAUGUUGCUCGACGUAUUCCCCCCAGAGUAGAUGACGUGGUUCGCAGCUUGUACCCACCACUGGACGCUCGUCUCUUAGAAGCAAGGGUGGCAGCUUUGGUGUUAGCGGUAACUCAUUUAGCACUAGUGACAAGGCAUGGGGUUCCCAAAAGCCAAGCAAGAAAAUUCGCUUUCAUAGACAGAGCACUGAAUGACAUGGAUUCGCAUUUGUUAGUUCUGAGGAACGCGGCUUUAGCUCAAGAAGCAGCGUGUUCUAUCCCAGCAUCCACGCCGGUUUAGUUUCCUUUCUUCCAAAUUAUACAUAAAUUAGUAUGUAACUUCGAUGAAUUUAUACAGUUAUCAGUUAUAUAUAUUCAUUGUGUAAAGGAUUGACAAUGAUUUAAAUCCAUUGUCCAUGUUAAGUUAAUGGUUAGAGUGACUCGGUAAUCAAAGGUAUCGUAUCAAACUACGUUUUGUUUCUACGUUUCAGUAUUUAUGCAAUGUUGCAUUAUUACAAUGAACUCAACAAAACUACUUGUCUCCUUAGAGGUAUAGAAAACAUUCUAUGCCUCAUAAUUAAGCUUUAUAUUCUAAAUUGACUUUGCUAACUGUUUUUAAUAAGCAAACUUUAUGAAGAGUAUAAAAUUGUUCUUUUUGCAACACAGUUUCAGUAAAAGAAAAAGAGUAAAUCUCAAAGUGGGGAAUCUUGCAGAUAUAAUCGAAUUCCCUUUUGAGUUGUCGAGACGUCGUUUUACGAAUUAAAGUUAACGAAUCAUGCAGGCCUUAGUCUCAAUCUCGUAUAUUGCCUUCUCAAGCAAUGCAUACCUAUCACGUAUCAAAAUGUCUUCCUGAUAUAUCGGCGUUAAAAGAGUGCCGUAUUUUCAUAGAAAUAUACAUACAGUAUUUUUGAUAAACUUGUACUGCACAGCAAACAGACAAUAAAAUACAGUUGCAUAGGGAAAAAA
Messenger RNA from Orussus abietinus, 1884 nucleotides. It is a transcript of the gene Tmem98, whose product is annotated as transmembrane protein 98-like. The transcript has 4 exons. NCBI's taxonomy places the organism in Eukaryota, Metazoa, Arthropoda, Insecta, Hymenoptera, Orussidae. The record is from RefSeq and is a predicted model, not a curated record. Bases 521 to 1219 code for a protein of 232 amino acids. Gene Ontology annotation, cellular component: endoplasmic reticulum.